Branchiostoma belcheri (Belcher's lancelet) is the source of this 2698-nucleotide messenger RNA. Its product is annotated as arrestin domain-containing protein 17-like. NCBI's taxonomy places the organism in Eukaryota, Metazoa, Chordata, Leptocardii, Amphioxiformes, Branchiostomatidae. The coding region runs from base 265 to 1461 and encodes 398 amino acids. The record is from RefSeq and is a predicted model, not a curated record. Gene Ontology annotation, biological process: protein transport. The transcript is spliced from 9 exons. Gene Ontology annotation, cellular component: cytoplasm.
CUGUCGCGUCAGGGCCUCAGGGUAAGGUGCCGUCUUACAGUAAACAUCUCCAGGCCACGGCCACGUAUACAGCAGUGCAGACAAAAGAAGACACCGCGAAACACCUUCGCAAGACGACCGACAGGUGGGUUUUUCGUCGUGGGUGUGGCGUGGCAACAUAUCGUCAUUCUCUGCGGCACUAGACGAACUUUUGUGACACGUUCAGUGUGUUUUUAACAUUCCAGAGUUUUGGUCUACUCGUAACGUUCACUACCACAAGUCACCAUGCCGGCUCUGAAUUCAAUGACCGUCUCGUUUGAGAAGAAUAUGGACGUCUUCCAAGCUGGACAGAUCGUCAGGGGACAGGUGGACGUGGAUCUUAAGGAAGACAUGAAGAUGAGAGGCAUCAACAUAAAACUGAAGGGCUCUGCAAAGGUUCACUGGACGGUCCACACGGGUAAAACAACUAUCUAUUACCACGGCAGGGAAUCCUACUUCGAUGACACGAUGUCACUUUGGGGCCAAGGUAAGAGUCAGUCUGGAGAAGACCCCGUGCUGACAGCGGGUCGGCACAGCUUCCCGUUCCAGUACCAGCUGCCCAGCGCAGGUCUGCCGUCCUCCAUCGAGGGUUGUUACGGCUACGUGCGGUACCGCGCCAAGGCCGUCAUCGACAGGCCUUGGAAGUUCGACAAGACGGCAACCAAGUAUUUCACCGUGCUGGACAUGUACGAUCUAAACCAGGAUCCAGACGCGAUGACAAUACAAACUGCUGAAGAUUCCAAGAAGCUUGGUGUCUGGCCCUUCGCUUCUGACCCUAUCGAAGUUCACGUGCAAACCGACCGGGGUGCGUACUGUCCUGGAGAGACCAUCCGGCUCAGCGGGACCCUAAAGAACGGUAGCGGCACCGACAUCAAGGAGACAACGGUCCAGAUCCGACAGAGAGUGACGUUCAUUGCUACCAGCCCACACAAGAGCAAAAGAAACAGCCGGGACACACUGAGCGAAAUCAAAGGUUACGGCUGCAAAAGCAAGGACGAAGUCGACCUGAGUAAGAUCUCCAUUCAAGUUCCCGCCAUCCCGCCUUCGUCUCAGCGCUACUGUAACGUCAUCGACGUUGUCUACAAGCUGAAGUUCAUUGUGAACAUCCCCGGAAUGCACACCGACAUGGAGGUGGACCUUCCCAUCACCAUCGGCUCCAUCCCGCUCAAGAGUUAUUACCCACAAGACCCCUCGUUCCCCUUACAUCCGGUGGAACAGCCGCCACCACCUUCCCAGGGUGCAUUGUACCCAGAUCUCGGGUUUGCCCAGUGGACGUACCCAGGAGCCACUGACCCAAGUGCACCCCCUCCUCCCUACUACGCCGUGUCUAGUACGGGCCCGGUGACCAUCAAAGACGACGAGGAAAAGGGCGACAAAUACGACAUGGGAACGAAGCAGUUCGCUCCGAAGUACACCUACUACGACUGGAGCAAACACUCGUAGAUAGAAAACAAAAAUUGUAGCUGGUACAAUGCAUAGCAGAUGAUAAGAUUAUUAGCUGGUAUGGAUUUAUAAAAAUUCUACUUAUAGGUACAACGGGUACUGAGUGUUGAAUAAGGUGGAGAUAGCACUCUUAGAUAAGUUUGACGUUUCACGUAAUUACUCCGUUCAAACAAAGCCUAUGUUUUGUUUUUGUAGAGCUUAUAGCACACACAGCUAUUCUUAUUAUUAAUAAUAAUGGUUUAUUUCAAAUGCAAUAUUGCAUAAACACAGUUGUUGAAUUAUGUGUAACUGUUUACAAAAAUGUAACAUUUUGAAGAUAACCAUAGACAUAGUAACAUAAGUAGUCGAGUAUUAAGUUUAAAAUUACGGAUAGGUGGCGAAUUGAAACAGUGGGCAUUGUAUAGUAAACAUGUUAUUAGAUAAAAGCAUUUCAAGGUAAAGAUAUAGACCCAAGAGUAGAGGCCAGCGUUAUUUCUAGACCACAUUUCUGUUGGUACAAAAUCAACCAAAUUUUUAAAAUUUAGUUACAGAUUAACCAAGGUAAUGGUGAGAAAUGUUGGUGUGUUUCACAAUUUGGUCGUUGGGCUCUCUUUUUUUUAUUAUGAUAUCUAUAUGGCAUUUAUCUCUAAUUUCUUAAGAUUUCUGAAAGGGACUAAAAUAUAUUGCUCUUAGGUACGUACAGUACCCAAAGCGAUAUUAGGGAAGUAAAACAGGCAAUUUUUUGGUCAUUUUUUAAAUGUAGUAAGUUGAAAACAUUCCAUUCCAUAGCAUACUGAUAUCUGUAAGGCAUAAAUGUGAUGUUGCUGAUGGAAAACGGUUGCUUGUUUUGUAUCGUAGACUGGAUCUAGCUAUUUAUAGGCGGUACCAAAAAAUAAAGGGGAAUGCUCUGACUCUGUGUUCGUUAUGGUAAACUUUCAAAGUCAUCACACACCAAACAACGAAAAUGUUCAUCAAAACGAAAACACUGAAAAAUGAGCAUAACAACGGCCUUGUCACAAAUUUGUUAGGAUUUAUUCUUUAACCACGUCAAAUAUUAAUAUUAACACAACAGUACACGUAUUAUAUUAACAAAAAAUCAACAUUAGAGAAAGAUCUUUAUUGACCCAAGAACGAAGACUGGGCCGAUCCUAAAAUAUUCCUUGAAAUGAUUCCAGUGAAAUAAUUAAAUCUCUCUCAAACAAUCUAACUGAACGUUAAAAACAAAUAUUAAAUGGUACAUUACAAAUGCACACCAAGA